AUGGCCCCGACCCGCUUAAAGGCGGCGGCGGCCGCGCCGCGGGCAGAGCGAGGAGUUCGCCGCGGCCGCCGCCGGCCCGGAGCCGGCGCCAAGAUGCCCCGGGGCUUCCUGGUGAAGCGCAGCCGGCGGCCCACCCCCGUGUCCUACCGGGUGCGCUGCUGCCGCGAGGCCGCCGCCGGCCCGCCGCUCCCCGCCGGCGCCGCCCCGCCGCCCGCCUGCCCCGCCGCGCCGCCGCCCCCGCCGCGGGACUCGCCGCCGCCCGUGCCCUUCGGGACGCCCGAUGCCGCCGUGCAGGCGCUGUACAGCCCCACGCGGCCCGUCAGCAGGGACAAGUACCUGGAGCGCGGCUUCAGCCUGGGCUCACCCGUCUCGGCCGAGUCCUUCCCCGCCCCGGCCGUGCCCGGCACCAUGGACCCGCUCCUCUUCGCCCCGGCCGAGCUCAAGCUCUGGGCCGCCGCCGGCCACGUCGAGCCGCCCGCCGCCCACCCCGGCCCCGGCGGAGCCCCCGCGCCGCCCGCCCCGGCCGCGCCGCCCGCCUCGGGCCGCCCGCCGCCCAACAAGCGCCCGCCGGGCGCGGCCGAGCCCGGGCGGCACAAGGGCCCGUCGGGCAAGAAGACGAAGGCGAUCCGCAAGCUGACCUUCGAGGACGAGGUGACCACCUCGCCCGUGCUGGGGCUGCGCAUCAAGGAGGGCCCGGUGGAGGCGCCGGCCAAGGCGCGGGGCGGCUGCGCCCGCCCGCUGGGCGAGUUCAUCUGCCAGCUCUGCAAGGAGGAGUACGGGGACCCCUUCGCGCUGGCGCAGCACCGCUGCUCCCGCAUCGUCCGGGUGGAGUACCGCUGCCCCGAGUGCGACAAGGUCUUCUCCUGCCCCGCCAACCUCGCCUCCCACCGCCGCUGGCACAAGCCGCGCCCGCCCGCCGCCAAGGGCGGCCCCGAGGCGGGCCGGGCACCGGCCGCGGCCCCGGGCCCGGCGGAGGAGCCGCCGAAGGAGGCGAGCGGCGGCAGCGGCAGCGAGCGGGACACGCCGAGCCCUGGCGGAGCCUCGGAAGCGGGCUCCGAGGAGGGGCUCUUCGAGUGCCCCCGCUGCUCCAAGCGGUUCCGCCGGCAAGCCUACCUGCGCAAGCACCUGCUGGGGCACACCGCCCCGGCCCCCGCAUCCGCACCGGCACCCGCACCGGCACCCGCGCCCGCCCCGGAGCCCGCUGCCGAGGAGCCGCCCGCCGCCGAGUGCCGCCUCUGCCCCGUCUGCGGGGAGACCUUCCCCAGCAAGAGCAGCCAGGAGCGGCACCUGCGCCUCCUCCACGCCGCCCAGGUCUUCCCCUGCAAGUACUGCCCGGCCACCUUCUACAGCUCGCCCGGCCUCACCCGGCACAUCAACAAGUGCCACCCCUCGGAGAACCGGCAGGUCAUCCUGCUCCAGGUGCCGCUGCGUCCCGCCUGCUGAGCCGCCCGUGCCUUCCCCGCCGGCCCCGCGCCGCUCCCCCGGGGCCGCCACACGAUUAGCUUUAAUACGGCUUGCGACCUGCUGGAAUCUGGCUUUACACUUACCUUCCCGGGGUCUCUUUUUUUUUUUUUUUUUUU
This is a messenger RNA of Pipra filicauda (Wire-tailed manakin), 1580 nucleotides long. It is a transcript of the gene INSM1, whose product is annotated as INSM transcriptional repressor 1. Gene Ontology annotation, molecular function: RNA polymerase II cis-regulatory region sequence-specific DNA binding; DNA-binding transcription repressor activity, RNA polymerase II-specific. Gene Ontology annotation, biological process: negative regulation of transcription by RNA polymerase II; neuron differentiation; regulation of cell cycle process. Gene Ontology annotation, cellular component: transcription repressor complex; nucleus. NCBI's taxonomy places the organism in Eukaryota, Metazoa, Chordata, Aves, Passeriformes, Pipridae. The record is from RefSeq and is a predicted model, not a curated record.